AUGGCUCUGGACAGCGAGCGUAAGGAGCUGCUGUUGAAAUCAUUGAUAGAGCUGGGGGAGGACAACUUCAAGUCCUUCAAGUUCUACACAAACCUGCCUCAAAGCGUAUGUGAACAUGCCGACCGGGUGGACAUUGUCAACGCGCUGGUGGAGAAGCACGGCGAGAAUGCUCUGGAGGAGACCAUCAAGGUUCUGGAAAAGAUCGGUAACAAGAACUUGGCUGAGCGGUUGCGUCACAACAUGCUGGAAACAACAGGCGCCGUCUUCUCCGUCUACAAUGAAGAUCAGAUAUCCAGAUUGAAGGCGGACCUGCAAGGCAACCUGCGGAGUUUAUACAGUUUUGUUCCUGAGGGCAACACCGAGCGUCGGCAGCAGCAGACUCUGGCUGACGUCUACACGGAGCUGGAUGUCACCAACGGGGCCGACGUCAGGCCCGACGAGCGGCACGAAGUCCUUCAGAUGGAGACCUGCGCCGCGGCCAAGGAGUCUAUUCUGCCGUGCGACAUCUUCAAAAGUCCUAACGGGACACAGCGACCGGUACGCACGCUGCUUACCGUCGGCUUCGCGGGAAUCGGAAAAACCUUCCUGGUUCGAAAGUUUGUGUGGGACUGGGCCAACGGGAAUACCAAUCAAGAUGUGCACUUCAUAUUUCCCUUCACUUUCCGCGAGUUGAACAUGGACAAAGGAAAAAGCUUUACGUUAGCAGAGCUCAUCCGACUUUAUGUGUGCGAGAGCAGGCACAUGAGCGAGGAGACCCUGAACAAAAUAUUUGCCGACCUGCAGACGUCUGGGAAGCGGGACUACGAAAGCAGCAGGAUCAAGAUCUUGUUUGUCCUAGAUGGACUGGACGAGUGCAACUUCAAAAUGGACUUGAAGAACCACACCAAAGAAGACAUUGAUGUGACAAAGGCCUACCCACUGGAGGUACUCCUGGCGCACCUCGUCAAAGGGAACCUGCUUUCUCCCGCCCGGGUUUGGAUAACCACGCGGCCCGCGUCGGCCCGCGAUAUCCCCUCCGACCUCAUCGACAGCCGAACAGAAGUGAGAGGAUUCAGUGAUUCCCGGAGGCUGGAGUACUUCAGGAAAAGGUUUCCAAAUGAGGAGCGCGUCAUCAAGCACAUCCAGAAAUCUCGCACCAUCUUCAUCAUGUGCCACAUACCAGUCUUCUGCUGGAUCACUGCAACAGUUCUUCAGGAUCAUUUAGACAAAGGGAAGGAGGGAGAGCUUCCCACAACGUUGACCGAUAUGUACACAGAGUUUGUGUGUUACCACUUAGAAAAGUCAAAGGAGAGAAUGAGGAUGGAGUAUAUCCCUGAUGUGAAAUCGCUCGCAAAACUGGCCUUUCACCACACCAUGAGUAAGCGUCAGAUCUUCUACGAGAAGGACCUGGAGGACAGCGGCUUUGAUUACAGCCAAGCCGCUAAACACUGCGGUUUGUUUACAGAGGUUUUUAUGGAGGUCCGUCCUCUCAGAAGAAACCAACAAGGCAAGAUGUUUCAGUUUGUUCAUCUGACCAUCCAGGAGUAUCUGGCCGCACUCUAUGUCAUUAUGAGCCUCUUCCAGGACAACAAGAACGUACUGGACUCAGGAUGGAAAAAAAUGUUCAUGUCUUUUAAGCAGAAGGCAAUCACUGAGGUCCAUCAGUCAGCUCUCCAGAAAGCCUUGGAGAGUGAAGGAAACCUGGACCUGUUCCUCCGCUUCCUCUUUGGCCUUUCCUUGCCGUGCAACCAGGAACUACUGGGGGAACUGCUGAAGGCUCCUGAGGACUGUGGGCAAAGCAAGUCAAAGACAGUCAAGUUGAUUAAGAAAAGAAUCAAACGGAACACUCCAGAGAAUAACGUCAACUUCUUCUACUGCCUCAACGAGCUGAAGGACAACUCCUUGCUGAAGCAGAUCCAGCAGGAACUAGAUUCAGCACGUUUAUCCUGGCGUCAAAUGUCAAAUGAUAUGUGGUCAGCCCUGGCCUUCUUCUUACUUGCAGAUGACGAAACCGUGAAGUCCUUCAAUCUUGCUAGCUACUCUCCAUCGCCUUUGGGGCUCGAGAAGCUACUGUUGGUGGUCAAGGCUUCUAAAAAAUCAGUUCUGAGUUAUUGUAACCUGGACAUAAGCAGUUGUCAUCAGCUGGCUUCCGUUCUCAGCGCUCCAUCCAACCUGAGAUAUUUGGACCUGAGCUAUAACGAAUUGUCAGACGAGGGGGUCGAGAUCCUCUCAAAAGGACAGGCCAGUCCGCACUGCAUCUUACAAGUCCUCAAGCUGUCAUGGUGCAAGAUCACAAAGCGAGGAUGCGUUUCAUUGGCACAGGCUCUCAAGUUAAACCCCUCAUAUCCUCAAGAGCUGGACCUGAGCAAGAACAAUCUGUCGGACGAGGGGGUCGACAUCCUCUUGAAGGGACUGGCCAGUGCACAGAGCAUCUUAACAGUCCUCAACCUGUCAGAGUGCAAGAUCAUAAAGCGAGGAUGUGUUUCAUUGACUGAGGCUCUCAAGUUAAACCCCUCCAUUCUUCAAGAACUGUGCCUGAGCUGGAACAAUCUGUCAGAUGAGGGGGUUGAGAUCCUCUCGGAAGGACUGGCCAGCCCACACUGCAACUUAAAAGUCCUAAACCUGUCAGGGUGCCAGAUCACAAAGCGAGGAUGUGUUUCAUUGGCCGAGGCUCUCAAGUUAAACCCCUCCCAUCUUCAAAAGCUGGACCUGAGCUGGAACAAUCUGUCGGAUGAGGGGGUUGAUAUCCUCUCGAAAGGACUGGCCAGCCCACACUGCAACUUAAAAGUCCUCAAGUAA
This is a messenger RNA of Corythoichthys intestinalis (scribbled pipefish), 2778 nucleotides long. Its product is annotated as NACHT, LRR and PYD domains-containing protein 12-like. Lineage: Eukaryota; Metazoa; Chordata; Actinopteri; Syngnathiformes; Syngnathidae. Gene Ontology annotation, molecular function: protein binding. The transcript has 6 exons. Gene Ontology annotation, biological process: intracellular signal transduction. Bases 1 to 2778 code for a protein of 925 amino acids. The record is from RefSeq and is a predicted model, not a curated record.